UUACGUUAUUAUCUUUUUUUUUUUUAAUCCUUCCUUUUCUCAAAGGUCCCAGAUCUGGUCCCCCAUAAUCUCUCUUUGAUCCCACCACACCUUACUUUCUGGCGAACCUCCUUAUUUCGGCGACCCCCUUCUCUUUUCCGGCGAACCUCCAUUAGUAAAAGGUUCCAGAUUUGGUUCCCCAUUAUUUUCUCUUUGAUCCCACCACCCCUCACUUUCCGACGAACCCCUUAUUCCGGCGACUCCUUUCCCUUUUCCGGCGAACCGCCAUUAAUAAAAGGUUGUUAAUUAAAAUGGAGCGUGUCAUGCAUCCCAGUCCUGUUGAACCUACACUACUUAGAUUACAGAGUCAUCAUCGAUCAGAGUUGCUGUGGAAAGAAAAAACACCAUACGAUUUGUCCAUCAGGCCUAUCAAGAUUGAGACGGCUUGGUCUCUAUUUACCUCGUACCCUUCGCAUCACCGUGUUGAAGAAUACUUAUCCAGUGCGGGAUUAUAUGAUGUCGUAAGAGUUGGUAGAAUGCAGUAUGAUCGACAUCUUCUUACAGCCAUGGUUGAGAGAUGGAGGCCGAAAAGUCAUUGCUUUCACCUGCCUUUCGGAGAGGCAAUGAUCACACUUCAGGGUGUACAAGUCUUGUUUGGUUUGCGUAUUGAUGGUCACCUAAUUUAUCUAGCAGAUAUUUUCGGUAAGGGUCGGUCUUGGCGUGAUAUGCUAGAGGCCCUCACGGGAUAUGUUGGGCCCAUUAGUGGUAGGAGUUUUGUGAGUAUAACAAAUCUAACCGAUUUUAUUAAAGAUGAGUUAGAAAUGGAACCCAUUGGAGACGAUAAUCCAGUUGCCAAGGUUGAGAAGAUUGCUCGAUUAUCUAUGUUGGUGAUUCUUGGGGGAAUCUUACUCCCAAACUCUUCGGACAUCAAUAUUAGGCUACAUUUUUUGGCAUUCCUAGACCUCACUGGCUCUGCUGGUAGCUAUAGUUGGGGCAGUACAAUAUUGGCCUACUUAUACAGGUCACUAUAUUGCGCGUCAUAUGAAGGUGCACGCGUUCGAUACGGAUAUCUACCACUUAUUCAGUUAAUUAAAUGACUUACGUUGUAAUAGUGUUCAAAUGUAAUGUGUAUGAUUUGUUAAUUAAUUUAAUUUUUCACCUUAAGGUAUGGUGUUGGGAGAGGAUGUUGCCUCUACAGCCAGGACUAGAUGAGCCAGAAGAUGAUGACGCAGCACUGCCAUAUGCCACGAGAUGGACAAGGGGCGUUGAAAGAAACACCGAGCCACAUCACACUCUAAUAGCUAUUAGAGAUCAGAUAGAUCACAUGA
Molecule: messenger RNA, 1307 nt
Organism: Capsicum annuum
Lineage: Eukaryota; Viridiplantae; Streptophyta; Magnoliopsida; Solanales; Solanaceae
Product: serine/threonine-protein phosphatase 7 long form homolog
Exons: 2
Coding region: 291-1076 (261 amino acids)
Biological process (GO): meristem maintenance; meristem development
Source: RefSeq, a predicted model, not a curated record